CGUCUUCGUUGUAGUGCAGCUGCGAAAGUUCGUAGCGAAUUCUGAAACGGAGUUGGUAGUGAUGUAAAGGGCCAGUAGAACGUCGGAUUGCGGACGUUCGGUUCCUCGCAGGGAACAAAUCACCGCCCCAAACUGAAGCCCAAGGAGAUGUCGGAGGAACCGGGCGGCGGGGUCCUCAAGCCCCCGGUCCGAAACCUGCCCAAGAAGAGGAAAUUCGACCCGAGUGAACUGGAGGAUGACAACUGCAGCCCAGUCACCGACAAAGCAGGCAAUACAAGAAUUUCGGCAACGGUGCUGGUGAGUUCCAUCCCCGCCAGCAACGAGUACAACCCCGUUCAGGGCGCCCCGAUCGACUACUCCUCGUACUACGCCCAGGGCCCAACUGGCCCUGCCAACGUCGCCCCGCAGCCCCUGCAGCCCCCGCCAGUUCAAAUUUCGCCGCCCGCACCCAUCCAGGUCAUUUACCACAAGCCUGAGGUGUCGUCCUACGCUGUUGCUAAGGAGCCCCAACCACACUGCUGCAUUGACUUGAGAGACUUCAUCGGCCACCGGGUGUUGGCCAGGAGCAAAUCAAACCCACAAAUUUACCUGCCAGGUACAAUAUCCAACGUCCUGUUGGCCAUCGGAGGACAGGGUGGAGGAGUGACUGUAACACUUGACCAACCAAACAUUGCCGGGAUCAACGCAGAACCAAUCAGCCUGUUGUACGAGGACGUUUUUGUCAAGGGACCUCUUGACGUUGUUUCUGACAUUUGUCCAAGUCUGAGUCAGCUCACUAGUAGGUACCCCUUCGUUGUGAAAGAUGUUCAUCCGGAAAUUAGAUUUCUUCCUGCUGUGCUAUGCCAGAUCUACACCAAUCCGAUGCAAGUUUUGGUGGAAGUCAGAGUAGGCGAUGUGAUCGAGAAGCGGCUGGUGAAGCGAGCGCAUCUUCGCAUCCUCCAGGCGCCCUGGUCAGAAGAACUUGCCUUCCACGUUGAAAACCACACCGAGCCAGUGUCGUACGUGACAACAAAGGUGCCGGUGCCUCAGCCAUCGCCUGUCUCUCCGCUGCCUCAUGUGCACCCCACUUCUGUGCCGGGCAGUGUGGCCGCCAUGAUGUACCGCCACUCGGCCACCUCGCCUCUCAACAUCAACCCUCCAGGCUCGAUGCCAAUCACCACAACCCCGGCGGCACCGACCAAUCUGAGCGUGGCCACCCCUAUGGUGGCCAAUCUGUCCACCUCGGCCUCAACUCUGACCGUACCUGUAGUACAAAACAGCCACCACGCCGAAGCUGAAUUCAGACGCAAACAGUUUGACGACUUUGUCGAUUCGGACGAUGACCUCAGGAAGGAGGACAUCAUGUUUCCAUCUGAAAAUGAUGUCAAAAUUUGUGAAACAGGAAGCAGCAAACGCUCGUCUGUGCAAAGCCGCGGCUCUUCGUGCUGUGACCAAAUGACCAGUGGCGGAUCCGUUACACCGAGCCGCUCGUUGACUGCCACCCCGCAUCAUUACAAAAAGGGUGAUGUUGUGCGAACGCCGAGUGGGAUCCGAAAGAAGUUCAACGGAAAGCAGUGGCGCCGACUCUGCUCACGGGAAGGUUGCAACAAAGAAUCUCAGCGCAGAGGCCACUGCUCCAGGCACCUUGCACUGAAAAACAGCGUCACCCCUUCGUCUGGAAGGGAAUCUGAGGAGCCGUCUCCUAUAUUUACCAGUCAAUCUAACACACCAAAUCCCACUCCACUGCCAGGACCACCAGCCAGUAACAAUAACGGAAAUGGGAACAACGGAAACCAAGUGAGGGCGUCUGCUUUGAGACUUAACAGCAGAAACUUUGACGCGGAAGAGACAGAAGCAGCUAAUAUCAUGGUGUCUCUUGGCACAUCAAAACCAGCCACACCUGAGGUCACCCUGGCUCAGCAGAACGCUCACUCAAACUACAACCAGUCAAGGUCACCUAUUGGAGCUGCCACAAACCUCUUUGUGCCCAUUGCGAGCCACAGUGAUCAAAAACCAGCCAACAGAAUGUUGUCUCCCCACAACGUCAGCCCCAUUCCGAAGCAAUUUGGAACAUUCAACAAUCAGCAAAACCUCAUCAGGCCUGAAAUAGUUCGACCUCACAUGCUGAUGUCAAAAGUACCCGCACAAACAAACGCAACGCAAAUCAUGCCGCCAAGAGCAAUGCAUCAUCAGCACAUGCAGCAGCAGCAGCCGCCACUUCCACAAACGACGCAACAUCAAGUGAUCUCAGAAAAUUCUCACCCCACCUCCACGGCAAGCACAACUGCAACCACGGCUCCGAACUCUAACCAAACCAGCGUUAUUCGGAUCAGUCCUAGUCCUAAUGUAAAAAACUGGGGCAGCGAACAGCAACUGGCCGUUUUGAACUACGCCCUUAAUGAGCAGAAUCAAGUUGGUCAGCCUCUUUUGCAGAAAGCGUUGACUACUCAAAAGCAGGUCACACUAUUGGCUGUUCCAAAUAAAUCAAACGCCUCCGAGCACUCUCUGUACUGCAUCGUACAGCAAACAGAUAAUAAGCAUAAUUCUGAGGAGAAUCACGUCACUCCAAAAUUCCAGCCAGUCAUCGUUGCUCCGACUCAACUUGUACCUGUUGUUUCUCCCGAAUCGAGAGUUUCAGAACCAAACACUGCCACAGCUGCAAUUACGUACCCGUGGACCAAUUUGGUCCCCAUUCUGCCAGCUGCAACAGCCAACUCGGUGCUCGUGAAGCCUCCCGUUGCCAAUCAGCAAAAUAAUAAUGUCGUAAAUAAUAAUGUAAAUAGCAAGGCUGCACAUGCAGAAACAAGGCCUCCAGCUGCACCACCUAGUAAACCAGAGCUGCAACGCAAAAACUCGACCAUCGAUGAGAAAAUGGAUUUGGAUAUUGCCACUGCUGUGGAUUUGGAUGAUGAUGUUUUCGAACCAGAACCCAGUUGCAGCAAAGAUGAGCAGUCUGCUAGCGACAAACGACGAUCUCAGAGUCUCUCUUCACUGCCGAAAGAACCUCAAAGCCCCAUGAAGGGUGGCAAGGAGAGAAUUCGACGUCCAAUGAAUGCUUUCAUGAUAUUCAGCAAGAGACACCGAGCACUGGUGCACCAGCGGCAUCCGAAUCAGGAUAAUAGAACUGUUAGCAAGAUUUUAGGAGAAUGGUGGUAUGCUCUGGGACCUGAAGAGAAGAUGCAAUAUCAUGAGUUGGCUUCUGAGGUGAAAGAAGCUCACUUCAAAGCACAUCCCGAGUGGAAGUGGUGUUCGAAGGACAGGAGGAAAAGCUCCUCUGGCAAGAAUGAUCUCAGUCAACCUAGCACACCCAAGGAACCCCUGUCCAAAGAUGGCGAAGAUGCAAAAGAGGGUUCCAUGAUAGACCUCAAAUGUGCAGAAAAUGUCAACUCGGAUUCCGAAUCGGAGAACGAAACGCUCAUCGAAAAUAAAGUUUUCCCUCAGCAAAGAUUCAGUCCGGUUGCGCCAAACAACGGGAAGUCAGCAGGAAUAGGCCCCAGUGCUUUAUCCAAGCACCCACCGCCUUCGAGCAACGAGCCUCAACAGCAUAUGCAAGUUUCGCUUCUUAAGAGUCAGGCACAUUCACAACAUGCAGGAGGAGAUGCCAAGAAAGAGUCAGUUGCUCAGUCACCCAGCUCUCUCAGCGACAGCUCAACCACCUGCAGACCGAAGCCAAUUAAAAUGAGCAGUUUACUCCUACCUCACAGAUUGCCUUCCGACAGCUCAAGCCCAACGUACAGUCCCUUCAGUCCAACGAUGAUGCCGCAGCCGUCGCCCUCUCCCCACAAAUUCCCCUACUCGCCGCAGAACCCAGCUGGGAUUUCCAAAUUCCAGCCCACUGGUGGUGCUUUCCUGCCGACGAGUCCCAAGGUCAAGACGCAGAUGCAGGCCAGAUCUUUUGGCCAACAACAACAACAGCAGCAGCACCAGCAACACCAAGGAACAGUCACUUUUGUCAACCUGCUGGUGAAACCAAUGACUCCGGCUUCGUCGGUGGCAAGUUCUGGAAGCCACAGUGUGGUUUACAGUCUUGCUGCUCCGACAACUGCGCCCAGCUCGACAUCGCAAACCGUUAUUGUGACCAAAAGUUUGCCGUCGCCUGCUCCUAGUUUACCUCAGAAGCAAACACAGGAGGUCAAGCCUGCAAAAGCAGAGUCUGAGACUAAUGAAAAUGGACAGCAAUUCGUUUUGGCUCCCACACCAGCCCAGCUUGGAAAAGCUCCUCUUCAGAGGCGUAAAGCUUCAACCGCGUCAGAGGGCUCGUGCAGCAACCAGGGUCCUUUGUCAGGCGGCGGCCCAUAUUCGGACGGCCAAGACAGGGAGCAAGGCCCUGCCAGCCCGAGUGGCUCGACAGGCUCGGUGCCAGUUUCUCCCGCAAGUAAAAAGAGCUUCUUCAAGAAGAACGUCGAGGACGGAAUGGACAGGGUGCUUGAAACUGUAAAUUUUGAAGCAAAAUUUUCGUCACUACCACAAUUUAAACCCAGCGAAAAGCAGUCGCCCAGUAAUAUACCCAACACAAGUCCCAGAGUGUUUGUUCAGAGUUACCGAAAGAAGUCGUUGGCUGAGGAGAGGGAGGAGGCUGGCCUACCUCCUCAACACCAGCCACCAAUUUCUCAGGCCAGCAUGAUGGAACCACUGCCACCACCACCUCCUUCUGCCAACUCGGAAAACUUAGGAACUGGCAAUUCUAUGCCAUCUGCUCGCUUAGUCGGGCACACUUUCUUUCCGCCAGAUUUUAAUCCUGAGAAUCCAUUCAGAGAAGAAGAUGCAGUGGCUGCCAGUCCUCGAACGCCAAAGACGCCGAGAACUGCCACUGGUCCGCCAAACUCUGCCGCCAGUUCUGAGUCCGGAGAUCGAGGCCAUCGACGAACUCUCGAGCAGAGGAGGACUCUGGUCAUGGAGCUUUUCCAACUGCACGGUUUCUUCCCAUCUGCCGAAGCAACUUCUAAUUUUCAAGCGGAACACUCGGACAUCUUCCCGAACAAAGCAAGCUUGCAGUUGAAAAUACGAGAGGUGCGGCAAAAGCUGAAGGCGAAUCAGAACAUCAUGACCCCGAACACGCCGAGCAGUCCAGCAAUUAAUCAGACUUUUUGCUUUGCAGCAAACUCUACGCCCACAUCAAGUAGCUAAGACGGCACACCUAGUGACUACGUAGGCUUCUUGGUUACGCAUGACUUUAUUUUUACCCCCGGCAUUAAUUGCUGCAACUAAAUUAAGAAUAUUGGAUGGAAGUCUCUUUCCUAGAAGUAAAGGUCAGAAGAUGCAUAUUUUGGUCAAGUUCUGAGACGGUGUUGAGGUCGUGAAUUGAAAUUUAUCAGACCUUUUGAAAUUAACCUCAAAUUGAGAUUCGACAAAAAAUAACUCUAUUUUCGAUUUGUAUCACUGAAAUCGAUCCGAUUAGCACAAAUUCUAUUGAGAAAUGUACUUUUAUCUGAGGCCAGUACUUAAAUUUUCACUUACUGGCAGCAUCGUAUCAAGCAAUUGGUUCCUUAUUAUGACACCGUUUUGAAGUUUGCGAGAAAUGAUCAGUGUCAAAAGGAUUUUGACUCGAGUUACCUUUCAUUUCUGCUGCAUCUAGCAUGCGAAUUUUACUGUUUUGCCAACUGGAAAACUUUUUAUCGAUUAUUCCCAGCUUGUAUUCAAAAGAAGAAAAUUGUAAUUUUGCAAUUAGCGUGCUUCCUGUUUAAAGAAAAACUAUUAAUUUAGUGAUUACUCGUUAAGGUGACGGUAUUAUUACAACAUUAUUAAUUAAUUUUACGUUGCACUGAUAAAUUAAUGUAAAUAAGACGGGGAGGAAUUGAGAUGAAAUCGGGACGCCCACAAAUUUGUAGCAUUUAAGCCAAAUUUAAAAAAUCAACUGAAUGUUGUAGUGGCAAUGAACGUGAUAAGCAGAGAAAAGUGCAAGGAAGGGACGAUUUUAAAAAGCGAGAUGGGUAGGAAACACAAUUUAAAUAGAUGGAGUUCUUGUUAAUUAAGGCAAAAACGAAAUAAUGUAGUUGCGAGAGUAGUCGUUCUAUCAAUCGAUCCACAUUCACCGUACAAUUUCCGAUUCUCAAUUUAUUGAAAUGCCUUUCUCCUGUAGUUGCAAAAGUGGCAAUUCCAAUCACGAAGGGAUGCGAAUUUUAGUUCGCUAAAUUCGCAUCCCGAAUCUGCUUGCUCAUUCACACAUUGACAAAUUAUUCAUGCCAAUCAUGUAGCAAUAAUUAAAACGAAAACACAGCGAAUCGUUGACGGAAUCAUACUCGCUGACCUCCUCAGUCCUGCUGAGGGAGCUUUUGCAACGCACUUCUUCUGGCAAAACGUGAAUGUUUUUUCAAUCAUAGGUGUUUCUCUUUACGCGCGCAUUGUCGAAUGUCAGAGGUCCGAUGUGACGCUCGGCUCGGAAUGACCCAAAUUUUUAAGAGUGAUUUUGGAAGACUGAUGGUCUUGGUCAAUUUUUUUAGGCCCGAAAUUUUACCCUAAUUAUUUUUUAUACGUUUAUUUCUGUUCUUUUAAAUUUUAAAGGGAACUAAAAUUAUGCUCGUUUUAGUACUUAAUUUUUAUUUAAAUUUUUUAAUUUCAUUCCCUCUUUUGAUCGAGCCGAAAAGAGCGUCGGACCCAUUGUUCGAUGUUGAUCAUUUUUUUUGUACAUAUAAAACAAUUUUAUUGUUUCCCGUGCAUGUCGUCACACAGUCGGAGAGGAACGAAGCGAGAAAUUGUGUGUGUAUUGAAUUGUACAAGCAGCCCUCCAUUUAUGAACAAAGAUUAUGCCCGAGCCGAGGCCGCUUUCCGCACCGACCCUAGCGACAAAUUGACCACUUAAGACUGCGAAAAUCGACACUUGCUUUAAUUCUUUCGAGACACGACCUGUUCUAAAAUUAGUUUUCCCGCGCCAUUCGGGGCGGGACACACGUUUUAAGCAACUUUUAGGCCUUGUCUUUGGAGCUCAAAAAUACAUAACCACGUGCCAGGUCAGGUGCCGGUGCGGAAAGUGCCCUCGACGUUGACCCCUUUUAAAAAAAAAAAUCACGUGAAAAUAUACAUUUAUUGUAAAGAAAAAAAAAUGGAUCUUUAUUCGAGCAGUUCGAAUUGUCUGGAACACGAUGUACAAGCACCAAUAAUUAUUAAUUCUUAUUGUAUGAUUACGAACGUACCGUACCAAUUAGGAAUGCGACAAUUGCCUUAAGAGUAACAAAAAAGAAGAAAAAAAAAAUAUUCAGAAAACGUUCGAAUAAAUAAGCAGUAGAAGUCCCGCUCUGAAUAAAUUAAAAAUAGUCGUUCGUCACCGCCGCCACCACUGCAAAGUUAAUUAAUUAAGAUGGAGCAUUUUUCCUUCUUGUUCUUCUCUCUGUGUAUAAGAUAAAUGAAACGAAAAAUAUAUAUUAUGCAUAUUGCAGACGUAGCUAAAGAAAAGAAUAUUAAAAGUCAACGACGAAAUGUAGAAGGGUUAAAAAAGAAAAUUACGAAUAGUUUCUGCGUUGACACUGUUUUCACAUCAUGCAAUUCAUGUCACACGAAUUUCUUACUUUGGUUGAUUUUUUGUUGUUCCAUUUUUGCAAUGAAUGCCAAUUCUUUUAUGUGUAUUAUUGAAUAUAUAAUUUAUAUAUAUAUUGUCCAUUGUUUCUCUUGUUCUCUCUCUCACUCACUAAUUUUUGUUAUCUCUUCUGACGAAGCUAUUAUUCGUUGUGUACUAAUAAACAGAGACAGAGAAUAAUAUUUGCUAUAAUAGUGUUUGGUAAAAAAGUUUAAUAAAGACAAUCUAACUCAAAAAGGC
Messenger RNA from Neocloeon triangulifer, 7729 nucleotides. RefSeq names its product putative transcription factor capicua (gene cic). Gene Ontology annotation, molecular function: RNA polymerase II transcription regulatory region sequence-specific DNA binding; DNA-binding transcription factor activity, RNA polymerase II-specific. NCBI's taxonomy places the organism in Eukaryota, Metazoa, Arthropoda, Insecta, Ephemeroptera, Baetidae. The transcript is spliced from 23 exons. The record is from RefSeq and is a predicted model, not a curated record. Bases 148 to 5106 code for a protein of 1652 amino acids. Gene Ontology annotation, cellular component: nucleus. Gene Ontology annotation, biological process: regulation of transcription by RNA polymerase II.